ACCAGCUAUAUAUAGGGCGGCAAGGGGCGCUCCCCUCAGUGGUGUUCGUUCCACUUGUCGCACUCCAUCGUGCCAUGGCAUCCGCGCUCCGGCCCCUCCGCUCCCUCAGCCGCGCCGCGCUGGAGCCCCGCGCCCGCCGCCUGCACCUCAGCGCCGCCCGGGAGGACGCCGUGGUGAUCUCGGGGAGGAAGCUGGCCCGGCAGAUCCGGCAGGAAGCGCGGCACGAGGUGCAGCAGUGGGUGGCUGCCGGCAACCGGAGGCCCCACCUGAGCGUGGUGCUGGUGGGGGAGAACCCGGCCAGCCACUCCUACGUCCUCAACAAAACCAAAGCGGCGGCUGAUGUGGGGAUCAGCAGCGAGACCAUCCUGAGGCCAGCCUCCAUCAGCGAGGAGGAGCUGCUGGAGCUGAUUGCCAGGCUCAACAGUGACACGGCCGUGGACGGGCUGCUGGUGCAGCUUCCCCUGCCUGAGCACAUCGACGAGCGCCGCGUCUGCAACGCCGUGAGCCCGCACAAGGACGUGGACGGGUUCCACGUGCUCAACGUGGGCAGGAUGUGCCUGGACCAGGACUCCAUGCUGCCCGCCACGCCCCGCGGCGUCUGGGAGAUCAUCCAGAGGACAGGGAUCCCCACGCUGGGCAGGAACGUGGUGGUGGCGGGCAGGUCCAAGAACGUGGGCAUGCCCAUCGCCAUGCUGCUGCACACCGACGGCCGCCACGAGCGCCCCGGAGGUGACGCCACGGUGACGAUCUCGCACCGCUACACGCCCAAGGAGCAGCUGAAGCAGCACACCAUCCGUGCUGACAUCGUGGUGGCAGCUGCAGGCAUCCCCAACCUGAUCACGGCCGACAUGGUGAAGGAGGGCGCGGCCGUGAUCGACGUGGGCAUCACCCGCGUGCAGGACCCGCUCACCGCCCAGCCCAGGCUCGUGGGGGACGUGGACUUUGAAGGGGUGCGGAAGAAGGCGAGCUACAUCACGCCGGUGCCCGGCGGCGUGGGGCCCAUGACGGUGGCCAUGCUGAUGAAGAACACCAUCAUCGCUGCCAAGAAGCUGCUGAAGGCCCAGGAGCCCCGGGCUCUGCCUGCCUAGCUGAGCCGGGCUUAGCGAGGGCCCCUCAGAGCCGGGCUUAGCGAGGGGCCCCUCAGAGCCCGGCUUAAUUAGGGGCCCUCGGAGCUGGGCCUGGCCAGGGACCCCUGGAGCUGGCCUUAACGAGGGGUCCCUCGGAGCCAGGCCUAAGCAGGCCCUCGGAGCCAGGCCUAAGCAGGCCCUCGGAGCCAGGCCUAAGCAGGCCCCAGCAGACUGACCCCCGCAGGCCGACAGGAAAUGCAAUAUUUGUUAUUUAUUGUCUUCACGAGGGGCCUUUCCCCACCCUCAGCUCACAGGUAUUUAUUGGCUGAGCUGGGAUUACCCAGACUCAGCUUUGUGCUUGAGCUGGGAUUACCCAGACUCAGCUUUGUUUAUGAGCUGGGAUUAUCCAGACUCAGUUUUAUGUUUGAGCUGGGAUCAUCCACACUCCUGCUUUGUGUUUGAGCUGGGAUCACCCAGACUCAGUUUUUGCUUGGGCUGGGAUCCCCUGCCCGGCUCCCUCAGGGGCUCUCGGGAUCCUGGCACUCCCAGUCCCCUCAGGCUGGAUCUGUAGUUUAAACUCAGUUUAAACUCUUCUUUAGAGGAAUUACUUGAACAAAAAUAUUAAACUAAAGCCAUACUUUAGUCCUGGGCUGGUGGAGCCUGCUCUAGAGUGCAGCUAGGCUGGGCUUUUCUUUGUUUUUGUACUGAUGGUGAAUUUUUUAAACCUCUUCUAGAGUGCAGCUAGGCCGGGCUUUUCUUCCUUUUUGGGUUGAUGUGAAUUUUUUAAACCUCUUCUAGAGUGCAGCUAGGCCGGGCUUUUCUCCCUUUUUGGACUGGGGUGAAUUUUUUAAGGCUUUUUUUGUAACCAAAGAACUCCUGGGCUGGGGGAGCUCUCCUGCCCUGGGUGUGAAGUGUGAGUAGCACAGGCUGGCAGAAUAAAGUGUGAGAAGAGAAAAAAAUUCCCGUUUGUGCCCUGGAGUGAUGACUGGUUUGUAAAAAUUGGAUUUUCUAAUAAUUUAUGAUAUUUAAAUAAUAUGAUCAUUGCACUGGAAA
This is a messenger RNA of Passer domesticus (house sparrow), 2120 nucleotides long. It is a transcript of the gene MTHFD2, whose product is annotated as methylenetetrahydrofolate dehydrogenase (NADP+ dependent) 2, methenyltetrahydrofolate cyclohydrolase. The record is from RefSeq and is a predicted model, not a curated record. The transcript is spliced from 8 exons. Gene Ontology annotation, molecular function: methenyltetrahydrofolate cyclohydrolase activity; methylenetetrahydrofolate dehydrogenase (NADP+) activity; methylenetetrahydrofolate dehydrogenase (NAD+) activity. Gene Ontology annotation, biological process: tetrahydrofolate interconversion. Lineage: Eukaryota; Metazoa; Chordata; Aves; Passeriformes; Passeridae. Gene Ontology annotation, cellular component: mitochondrion. The coding region runs from base 75 to 1088 and encodes 337 amino acids.